Sphaeramia orbicularis (orbiculate cardinalfish) is the source of this 3369-nucleotide messenger RNA. It is a transcript of the gene ppfibp2a, whose product is annotated as PPFIA binding protein 2a. The transcript has 22 exons. Gene Ontology annotation, molecular function: protein binding. The record is from RefSeq and is a predicted model, not a curated record. Bases 233 to 2647 code for a protein of 804 amino acids. Gene Ontology annotation, cellular component: presynaptic active zone. Gene Ontology annotation, biological process: neuromuscular junction development. NCBI's taxonomy places the organism in Eukaryota, Metazoa, Chordata, Actinopteri, Kurtiformes, Apogonidae.
AGACUGCCCAGACUUUAAACCACAGGGACCAAGGUCCUCUCUGCUCUUUCUACAACUGCAGUAUGGUGGGUCUGUAAAUGGAGAAAAGCUGCAUCGAGAGUGCACCACUAUUAGGAGUCAGUGUUAGGUCUUUCUGUGGAUUUUUGUCUGUUUUUCCUACUUGGCAAUUCAUAGCACUGUCAAAUUCUGUUGGUAUUUAACAUUAAGACCGACUGUGCAAUGGGCCUGCAGGAUGGAGUAUGAUAUUGAUUUCUACAAACAUUUUGCCUGGCUUAGGAAGGUUAACCUCCAUUCACCUGGCAGCAGUGAAUCCUACCAGGAGCGGUUAUCACGCCUGGAGGGAGACAAAGAGUCACUAAUUCUGCAGGUGAGUGUGCUAACAGACCAGGUGGAGGCUCAGGGGGUGAAGAUCAAUGAUCUGGAGAGUUCUCUGGUGGAGCAUCAGCACAAGCUCAACUCCACAGAGGAGAUGCUACAGCAGGAGCUCCUGCAUAGGACGUCACUGGAGAGCCAGAAGUUAAGUCUUAAGGGGGAGGUGUCCUACCUGAAACUGAAGCUGGCAGACAUGGAGGGAAAACAGAACCAUGGGACUGAAAGGCAACACAAAGCAGAGAGUUUAAUUAAGGAGCUCAGGAUUCUCAAGGACAAAGUAGAGCACCUGGAGGAUCAGAAAAUUCAGUAUGAGAAGAAACUCAAAGCAACAAAGGCAGAGAUCGGCAGCCUUCAGCAGCUUCUGUUUAGUAAGAACGCAGAGAUCGAGAGCUUGCACACUCAGCUACUGGCCAGACCAUGUCUUUCCUCUGAAAGCACGGAGAGAGAGGAGAUGUACAGGAAGAGGCUAAACUCCAAAUACCAGGAACUGCACAGGCUUCGGAGUGGAAUGAAAACACUGGUGGCUGCCAAUGAUGAAAAGGACCGACGUAUUGAGGAGCUCACUCUGCUCUUGAAUCAGUGUAAGCAAUUCAGAGAGGUUCCUCACAACACAAGGCAAGCUCCACCUGCUGUUUGUUCGACAUCAAAUGGAAGGACUUCAUCAAUAAGCAGUGAAGAAGAAGAGCAUGGACAGAUGAAGAAUGCAGACUCUGCCAGCGCAAAAUCCGAGGAUUUAAAGUCAGAGGUUUCUACAAACAGUUCUUCAUCACGACAAACAUCUCUUUCAUCAGUCCAGAAGGACAACAUAUGCAGAACAGAACCACAGACAUUAUCCAGCAGCAUGAAUGACUUAACAUGUGGGCCUUCACAAAAGAGUGGUGUGAAUGACCCCAGAAGUCAGACGCUGCCUGUCAUUUCCUCUCUGUUAGAGCAGAAUGGGGUUGGAGGCAGCAGCAGUGAAAUCCACAGUCAAAGGUCUCCAGAUGGGAGCGAAGAUGGAGACUCCAGCCAAAAAAAGCCAGAGAAAACUGAUGACAGCAUCUCAAGUGAUGCUUCUCCGGUGCAUUCUGGGACAAAUUCACAGACUGGCCAACGUACUAUAGGUUCACCAGAGUAUAUGAAGAAUAACAGGAGCUUCAAAAGGCUCUGGGGGAAACUUCGAAGAACCCAGUCUGGAGGGUUUCAGGGAGCAGAUUCAGAUGCUGGUCAGUUUAGGAGAGGGGGACUGCGUGCUACAGCAGGACCUCGACUAACUCGUACCCCUGAAUCUCAUGACUCUGAACGCGAUAUGAAUAUUCCAUUCAGCCAGUGGACCAAGGAGCAGGUGUGUGGCUGGUUAGAGGACUAUGGCCUCGGCCAGUAUGUCAGUCUGACCAGACAGUGGGUUGAAAAUGGUCAGACACUGUUGUCUGCCACACCACAGGACUUUGAGAAGGAGAUGGGAAUGAAGCACCCACUGCACAGGAAAAAACUUCAGCUGGCUUUGAGGGCUUUCACCACCAAGGUUAUAGAAAAGUCAUCAGAGCUGGAUCACAUUUGGGUCACACGUUGGUUAGAUGAUAUUGGUUUGCCUCAGUAUAAAGACCAGUUCCAUGAAGCCAGAGUCGACGGUCGAAUGAUUCAAUACCUCACAGUGAAUGACCUGUUGACCUUAAAAGUGACCAGCCAACUUCAUCAUCUCAGUAUUAAAUGUGCCAUUCAUGUUCUCCAUGCCAAUAAGUUCAACCCCAACUGUCUACGACGCAGGCCAGGCGAAGAGAAACAGCCCUCUCCCUCAGAAGUGGUGCAGUGGUCUAACCAUCGAGUAAUGGAGUGGCUUCGAGCAGUAGAUCUGGCUGAGUAUGCUCCCAAUCUACGGGGCAGUGGUGUUCAUGGUGGCCUGGUUAUCCUGGAGCCUCGUUUCAGUUCAGAGACUUUGGCUUUGCUGUUAAAUAUUCCACCUCAGAAAACCCUCCUGAGACGCCACCUCGCCACUGCCUUCUCAGCCCUGGUGGGGACUCAGGCCACUCAGGAGAAACGAGAGUAUGGAAAUGCAACAGGCCAUGUUCCCCUCACAACCACUGCCAAAGUGAAGCCAAAAAAGCUGGGAUUUACUCAAUUCAGUCAUCUAAGGAAGCGGAAACCUGACGACGCUGCAGACUAUAUCUGUCCAAUAGACAGUGGAGCGUUGACAGUGAAUGGUGUUUCCCGCUCUGCAGUUCUCAGAGGCCUCAGCCCCAACUUGGAAAGACAGACUGAAAGGCGGGAGCAGGUGGGGACAAAAACCUCUGGCUGAUUUUGCUAAACAAUCAUUAAAAAAAAAAAAAAAAAAAAAAAACAUGCUUAAUACUACACCCUCUGCUGGAAACUGCUGGAAAUUCGAAUGCAGAAAUCAACUCAAGCUGCAUCCACGUGGCAAUUGGUUAGACGGGCUGCAAAUGUUUUGUGUUUAGCACAUGAUUGUAAUUAUUGUAAAUGUAUGUUUAACCACAUGUUGUUAACACGAGAUUAAUGUAGAGUAGUGAUGUAAAGUGACAUUGUGCGAAAUGUUUAAUGAAGCUGCUCUUUGCAUUCCUUACUCUAUCAAAUUCCAAAGCUUCUUGUUUUUGCUUUAAAAAAAACAUGUGUUUCAGUUUUCAUUUUGUAUUUCUGCAUCUGUAGAUUAAUUUAGUCUGUUGAUGGUCUUCUUCUUUCAUGUUUGUUGAUUUUCUGUGCAGUUUAAGACCAGGCACCAGUGUCUUUAAGCAUGGAUGUUUCUCUUUUCCUCUUUGCUAAAAAAAAGAAAAAAAAGAAAUGAUAUGAAAUAUGACACAAUGACAUAUUUAACUUAUCCUAGCUCUGCACUUUUAUUGAAGGCUUGUUUGUAUAACUUAAGAUUCUCUUUGUGAAAUACAUCCAGUACUUGUUUUUUUUUUUUUUUUUUUUUGUAAGUAUUAAAGACAACCCCAAUGAUGAAUGAUUUUGAUGAUAUAUUGAUGGUGAUGAAUGCUUCAAAAUAUAAUAAACCUAAAGCAAACA